GAGGAAUUGAACAGGCAGUACACCUUUGUGGAUUACAACUUCUCCCUUGUGGCGAUGGCGGUCAUCGAGAGGGUGCCGGCGGGCAGCGUCCCUCUGCUGGGUGUGAAAUUGGAGCAUUCUAAUCGCAGGGGGUUUAUUGGGCUGUCUUGCACCGCGGAGGGGAAGUGGGAGGUGUCGUUAUACGGCAAUACAACGACAUCGAGCAGCACGUGGGAGCCGGGGAGAGAAUACCAGGUGGCGAUCAUGCUGCGGGACAACAGAGGCUCCGUGUACUUGGAUGGCGUUGUGGUGGCGAGCUCCGAGACGAUGCCAACUCUUGAGACGCGGUUUAUUCAACUCUCGGAGUUCUACUUUGGGGGCGACGAAGGUGACCGAGGCAGCAGCGUGGAGGUGAAGAACGUUUUGCUGUACAAGCGCAUAUUAACUGCUGCCGAGCUAAGAACCAUACAAUGGAGUGCCUCCUCCUCAAGUGGAAGUGGACCCGACACCUCGAUGCGUGGGACUAUGCCUUGGCUGCUGCUGCUGGGGCUGUGGGGCUUUGCGGCCCUUUACGGAGUGUAA
Messenger RNA from Trypanosoma cruzi, 561 nucleotides. Its product is annotated as trans-sialidase, putative. The transcript has a single exon. Gene Ontology annotation, molecular function: exo-alpha-sialidase activity. Lineage: Eukaryota; Euglenozoa; Kinetoplastea; Trypanosomatida; Trypanosomatidae. The annotation marks the transcript as partial. The record is from RefSeq and is a predicted model, not a curated record.